AUGGAGACGCCCGCGAAUGACCGGCCCCCGCGCACGGCUGUCGUCACGAUCGUUGCCAUCGUCCUCCUCGUUGCGUUGUUUGUGGCGCCUUUCCGAGUGAUUGAGGCCGUUGCGCUGUUUGAGGAGAGGGAGAGGGAGAACGCGCCGAGCCUGACGACGACGACCCGUUCCUUUGUAUUCACGACCGACCACCCGCACAUCGACCACAUCGCGCAUUCGCAUGGUGAGGAGCAGUGGCGCGCGGCGGUCAAUCCGGAGAGCUAUGAUGAGUGGGACCCCGAUACAUACGAUGCUUCGCCAUGA
Messenger RNA from Emiliania huxleyi CCMP1516, 303 nucleotides. RefSeq lists its product as hypothetical. The record is from RefSeq and is a predicted model, not a curated record. The transcript has a single exon. NCBI's taxonomy places the organism in Eukaryota, Haptophyta, Isochrysidales, Noelaerhabdaceae. Bases 1 to 303 code for a protein of 100 amino acids.